Messenger RNA from Leptosia nina, 525 nucleotides. The record is from the annotation of a GenBank genome assembly. NCBI's taxonomy places the organism in Eukaryota, Metazoa, Arthropoda, Insecta, Lepidoptera, Pieridae.
AUGAGUUUGCGUGAAGAGAGGGAAGAAGAACAUUCUUCCCCAAAUACCGGUAGCACAGGCCGUGGUCUUGGUCUGGCGGCUGCGGCGAUAGGAGUCGGCGUUGGGGCUGCCUUGUACUACUUCUUCAGCAAGCGUGAAAACCCUGAUUCCCAAGGAUCCUCGAGCGAUUGGCAGGAAACUCCGUUCUUCUUGCCAUUUUCCAUUUGCAUGACUCAUCUGCUUCUCGUUUGCUUGCUCCCAUACAGCAUCAUGAAUCACACAGACGAUAGUGACUCGGAAUUCGCUACAACCACUGACACAAGCAUUAAUGACACUGGAUCUGAUAGCGUCUUUUCUGAUGAUGACUAUGCUGACGAUGUCCCUUAUUUAGAUCCCUUUGAAUAUAUGUCAGAUGAUGAUGAUGAUUUAACUAGUGAAGCACCAAGUGAUGAAUACAGUGUGGCCGAUAAGGAAGACAGACAAGCAGAUGCACUGUCGACCCAUUUAGCUCUGGAACUUCAAUUCAUAUGCAUGCCCUUUGUAUAG